Molecule: messenger RNA, 2921 nt
Organism: Perognathus longimembris pacificus (Pacific pocket mouse)
Lineage: Eukaryota; Metazoa; Chordata; Mammalia; Rodentia; Heteromyidae
Gene: Rubcnl
Product: rubicon like autophagy enhancer
Exons: 15
Coding region: 534-2525 (663 amino acids)
Biological process (GO): autophagosome-lysosome fusion; autophagosome-endosome fusion; autophagosome maturation
Cellular component (GO): intracellular membrane-bounded organelle; autophagosome membrane
Molecular function (GO): phosphatidylinositol phosphate binding
Source: RefSeq, a predicted model, not a curated record
GGAGUUCUAAGCAAGCCAGGACCCAUUCACCAGCGCGUUCGUCCUGUGGGUGGGGAGCUCCAGCAUCCUUUCCCUGGCCAAGUUGGGCACCUGGAGAGCCGCUGCGCCACCUGGAGGCGGAGGGACGCAGUGCUCCCGGACCCGCUCACAGGGUUUAUUUAGGUUUCCAUCUGCAAAAGCUUUCCGUGCUCGCUGGCUGCUUCUCCAGCGAGAUCAGGAACUCAGAGCUAUCUGCAGCACGUCGGUGAGGGGGUCCAAACUGGUUUCUAGGCGUCGGUUAGGAAGGCCUGGGCUUGCAGAGAAGGAGUCGGGCUGCUGAUGAAACUGCCCUGUUAAAAGGCCUUGAAGGAUGACUCAGUGACGAGGCUGGGAAAUAAGAUUAGACCCCCUUCCUUGCAUCUUAUACUGAACUACAAACUCUCAGGCUUCCAGUUGGCCAGGUGGUGAGUUCCAGGACCUGGUCAGGGGCUACCACAGCUGUCAGAGAGCUCAUCCUGUUUGGAGCAGUUUCUACCAGCCUCACACUGGGAAGGAUGGUGUCACAGUGUAAGGACCGGCGGGACUCGCCUGUGGACCCCUGGAAAGGGAUCAGCCGUGACUCUGGAGACACUGAUGGUUGGCCCAGCCUCCUGGACUCUGACCAAUCCAUUUGCCAAUUGGACAUCAGACUCAGGAGGAACAAAGCUGCCUGGUUGAACUCCCCCUGUGUGGAGCCAGUAACUCUGGACCUGCCCUCCCAGGGACCAAUAGCACAGAACACUGGGAACAACAUUGGGGCAGCAGCAGACCCUCCCUUGAGCCCCUCACCAGAAUCCCCAGGAGACUUCCUGACAGAAAUGCUGUUGUCUGAUGGUAUUGUGGACUUGGAGAGCAGCACCUCUACCCAUGGAUCAAGAGAAAAGGAGAGCGACUUUUUGGCAUCCACAGAAGAGCAGAAGGUGCUUCCAGAACCAUCUCAGCAACCAUCUAUGGCCACAGGCCCUAAGAGUUUGGCUGCUUGCCCAUUUCCUGAGGUUGGCAGUGCUUGUUUCAAGUCUUCUCGCUUGAUGAUUUCUGCAGACAAAGGCGCUGAUCAAGUGAACAGAAGAGCCAGUUCUUUGAAUUCCUAUUCACUGGAGACAUUUAUACUGCCUUUUGACAUAGACAAGGAGAAUGCCCACUUUCAUGUGCUAGAUAUGAUAAUCUCAGCCAUGGAGAAAAUGAAGUGGGACAUGCGGAUUCAGCUGCAGACAGAGAGCUACAACAGGGAGGAAGCCAGCCCGUCCUUCCGGAAUGAUCAAGAUGGCCCGGAAGUGACCUUUUAUAACCAUCCAAAGCCAGAACCCUGUUUCUCCAUGUUUUCAGAGAGCAGCUAUGAAGGUUGUGCCUCGUUACCAGUGGCCAGCACUAUGGCUGACCCGUCCUCUCCCUCCCAUGGAGGGAAGGCGGCCUGCAAGAGUAACCUUGAUGAUUUUGUCAUUUUAGGACUUGAGGAGUCUAAUGCUGUCAUGGAAACCUGUGGAUGCUCCUGCCCAUCUAAGAGUGCUACUUACCAGCCAUCCUUCAAUUCUGCCGAGUUAUUAGCCACAGAGUUGCUCAGAAUUUUCCGGAAAAACAGGACUUUGUCUGUUGCUAGUUCUCAGGUGCCUGUUUCCCUGACUGCAGCUGGCUCGAUAGUUGUAAAUGAAGAACAAAUACACAACAACUUUGAAUCCAGUAUAGAGUCCAUACAGGAAGUGAAAUCAAAGCCUAGGAUCAGAGGGGCAGAAGACUGGGCCCCACCUAGGUUUCAAAUCAUACUUAAUGUUCAUCCACCUCUCAAGAGGGACCUGGUGAUUGUGGCACAGAACUUUGUCUGUGCAGGCUGUGGAACUUCUGUAGAGCCGAAGUUUGUGAAGCGGCUUCGGUACUGCGAGUACCUGGGCAGGUAUUUCUGUGCGUGCUGCCAUUCCUCUGCCGAGUCCUGCAUCCCUGCACGCAUCCUGACCAUGUGGGAUUUCAGGAAGUACUCCGUCAGCAAUUUCUCCAAACACCUGCUCGACAGCAUAUGGCACCAGCCCAUUUUCAACCUGAUGAGCACCAGCCAUAGUCUGUACGCGAAAGCCAAGGAACUGGACAGGGUGAAGGACAUCCGGGAGCAGCUGUUUCAUGUCAAGAAGCUGUUGAAGAGUUGCAGGUUUGCUGACAGCGUGUUGAAGGCCUUUGAGCAGCUGCCUGGACACUUAACUGAUGAACUCCACCUGUUCUCCAUGGACGACCUGGUCAGGACCAAGAAAGGGCUGCUGGCACCCCUGCUCAAGGACCUUCUGAAAGUUUCUCUCACACAUGUGGCAGGCUGCGAGCUGUGCCAGGGAAAGGGCUUCAUCUGUGAAUUUUGCCAGAGUACGACUGUCAUCUUCCCAUUUCAGACCACAACCUGUAGGAGAUGCUCAGCCUGCAGAGCUUGUUUUCAUAAACAGUGCUUCCAGGCUGCUGGGUGCCCCCGAUGUGCCAGGAUCACAGCUCGGAGAAAACUUCUGGAAAGUUUGUCUUCUGCAGCAACAUGAUGUCCCUAAGUGAGGUGGAAAAGACUGUAAAACACACUUUAGGCAAAGAACCAUUGGUGACUACUAUUAAUAUAAUUGUUUUAGGUAUUAAGCCUUGUAUAUUAAGAAAAAGAUUUCUAAAUUUCUAUUUGUUGUAUAUAUGUAAUGUUUGAAAAGAAGAAUGUUGUUAACUAUAGGGUUUUUGUUUACAAAUGUUGGAUUUUUUGCUGCUACUUGUUCUUGUUUUUUUUUUUUUUACAGAAUUUUUGAAAUUCCUAAAUUGUACUUGGAUAGUUGCAUUUGCACAAUCUUAGAACUUUAAAAAAAAUGAAUUGUCAGUGAACCAUUCAGUUUCUCCAGCCUUACAGCUUGUUUAUAAAACUGAUUAGGUAUUUUCAAUGAGUAAAAAAAUACAAC